Molecule: messenger RNA, 987 nt
Organism: Miscanthus lutarioriparius
Lineage: Eukaryota; Viridiplantae; Streptophyta; Magnoliopsida; Poales; Poaceae
Source: the annotation of a GenBank genome assembly
AUGUCGACGCCGGCUGCUGCAUCGUCGACUGUCACACCAGAGACGAGCGACGCGCUUGACAACAUUCGGAUAGGCAGAGUCGACUCAUACAAGAAAUUGGACAAGAUCGGCGUGGGGACCUUCGGCGAUGUGUGGAAAGCGCGCCACCGCCGUAGUGGCAAGAAGGUCGCCGUCAAGUCCGUGCGCGCCAGCGGAGAGUCGCUUCUGCGUGAGGCUGCGCUGCUCGCGGCGUGCACGGGGAACCCCACCGUGGUGGAGUUCCGAGAGGUGGUGCGCGGCGGGAAGACGGACAAGCUCUACCUCGUCAUGGAGUACGCCGGGCGCAGCCUGCAUUACGUCAUGGGUGCGCGCCGCCGCGACGGCCGACCAUUCACGGAGGCCGAGGCGCACCGCAUCAUGAGGCAGCUGCUGGGCGGCAUGGAGAUCAUGCACGAGCAUGGCGUCGUGCACUGCGAUCUUAAGCCAGCAAAUGUCCUCGUCGGCAAGGAGGACGGCCGGGGCCCGGUCCUGAAGAUCUGCGACCUCGGGCUCGCCAGGUCGGUGACCGUGCCAUCCCCUGACACCUCGAGGCCCGUCGUAGGCACGCUCGGGUACAUGGCGCCAGAGCAGCUGAUGGGAGACAUGGACUGCUGCAGCACACCCGUGGACAUGUGGUCGCUCGGGUGCGUCAUGGCGGAGCUUGUCUCCGGGAAGCCCAUCUUCAAGGUCGAGGUUAGCGAGUGCGAGCAUUUGGCUGAGAUCGUCCACCUCCUCGGCGUCCCCGAUGAGGUGUCGCUGAUGCCGCUAGGCGUGUCGGCCUCGACGCCGAGCCAGCUACGGGGCGCGGUGCCAGAGGAGUGCCUCUCGAUGGCUGGCUUCGACGUUCUGCGCGGCCUGCUGGAGUUCGACCCCAGGGACAGGCUCACCGCGGCGGCCGCGCUCCAGAUGCCGUGGUUCACAGUGGAGGAUGACGACGACGCUCCAUCACCUGCAACUGCAAGGGCAUGA